This is a messenger RNA of Candoia aspera, 1665 nucleotides long. It is a transcript of the gene GNB1L, whose product is annotated as G protein subunit beta 1 like. The transcript has 6 exons. The coding region runs from base 3 to 992 and encodes 329 amino acids. Lineage: Eukaryota; Metazoa; Chordata; Lepidosauria; Squamata; Candoiidae. The record is from RefSeq and is a predicted model, not a curated record. Gene Ontology annotation, molecular function: protein binding.
GGAUGGCUGCCCCUGCUCCAGAUCCAGUGUAUGUUCUCCGAGGAACAAACAGUGCCGUCAAUACUCUUUGCUUUCAUUGUUCAGACCCAGACCCAGAGUUUCCCAUUCUUUACUCAGGAUCUUCUAAUGGGCUGAUCCAUCUCUGGAAUCUGAAGACACACAGAGCAUGCAGUAGCCUGGAUGGCCACAAUGGAAAAUCAGUGUACUGGGUGAAAACGUUAUCCAACAGAAGAAACGCACUUCUUAGUCAGGGCCGUGACCAGAACGUCUGCCUGUGGGACUUAGCCGAAGGAAGGAACAUGGUCACAGACUCUCUUUUCAUGGAGAAUGUUGGGUUCUGCAAAUGUUCACAUUCUGAGGUGACAGAGAAACGGUGUCUCCUGGCCACACCUUGGAAAGGGUUAGAUGAGGUUCAGGUUCUGGAGCUGCCGUCUAAGACAUCAAUCUGUAUCUUGAAGCCAGAGACUGAUGCCAAGCUGGGCAUGCCCAUGUGUCUGAGGAUGUGGUGGCCCAACGUUGGUUCUCAUCCCCUCCUUCUGGCUGGCUACGAGGAUGGAUCAGUGGUUCUGUGGAAUUUGUCAAUGGGGAGAAUGCUGAGUCGGCUCACAUGUCAUCAGGAGCCAAUCAUGAGCCUCGACUUUGAUUCCGAGAAGACCAAGGGAGUCUCUGGUUCAUCCGAGAAGAUGCUUUGCGUCUGGAGUCACUCUGAGCUGCAGGACUUGGAGCUUCAACAAACAUACCAGCUCACCAAUCCUGGGAUUGCCGAGGUGACCCUUCGUCAAGACAAGAAGAUCUUGGCAACGGCCGGCUGGGAUCACCGCAUCCGCCUCUUUGGCUGGAAGAAGCUUAAGCCGUUGGCUGUCCUAGACUACCACACAUCAGCAGUCCAUUGUGUGGCCUUCUCAGACCACAACCAGCCCAGUGAGAGACUAAUGGCAGCUGGCUCCAAGGAUCACCGCAUCAGCGUCUGGUCAAUAUAUAAUCAGACAUGAAAUGAGGACUGGAGAAGACUAAUGUUUGCGAAGUUCAGAGCUGAGGCCAAGAUAUGAGAGAACCAGUCACUGUCCUAAAGAUUGGAAGGAGAACGUCAACUUUAGCAUAAGCUAUUGUUGAGUUCAGUACUAGCAAGAACCACUGGGAAUCCUUGGGUAGGAUCUCCUCCUGGUUAGCUCUCCGCUGCUACUGGUUGCCCGGUGACUGAGCAAGUGUCACCUGCUGUCCCUUCUACUUCUCAGAAUUCUGAGUAAGGAUGCUUAUAGCCACACAUUUGUUAUGACAAGGGGUCUCCCUUCCUCCUGAUGGCAUAAGCAAUUACCCAUAAUGAACCCGGUCUAGAAUAACCACCCCUUCUGUCUUCAUUGAAGUCAAUGAGAAAAGUCGGUCACAGCUGAGUGACGUGAUUUCAUGGUGGACCACAGCAUGUAGCUCUCUCCUCUACUUGGAAUAUGAGAUCUAGGACUUUGAGAAGCUCUUUGCAACGUCUUCAUUGUGCCAAGAUGCCAGGGUGCUUCUCUUCUUUUUUGUCCACUUUCCUCUUCUCUGUGUCAUCUUUAGUUUGCUCACUCUCCUGAUGGCUUCUCAAAUUUAAAUCAGCAGCCAAGAACAUGGCAAGGGACAGUCUCUGGCUUCGUUGCCUCUUGUCACCCCAAACUGUGCCAUUAAUCU